Molecule: messenger RNA, 2709 nt
Organism: Schizosaccharomyces osmophilus
Lineage: Eukaryota; Fungi; Ascomycota; Schizosaccharomycetes; Schizosaccharomycetales; Schizosaccharomycetaceae
Product: calcium ion transmembrane transporter
Exons: 1
Coding region: 1-2709 (902 amino acids)
Cellular component (GO): plasma membrane
Molecular function (GO): calcium-activated cation channel activity
Source: RefSeq, a predicted model, not a curated record
AUGUCAAGUGAUAGCUCUGGUUCAUCGUCGUCGUCGACGUCGGCGUUCGUCUCAAGUUUAAUCUUUAACUUGGUUAUUCUCACCAUUAUGUUGCUCAUCUUUGUUUGCUUGCGUCCUCGCGAAAAACGAGUUUAUCAACCUCGUUGCGAAGUGAAAACUCAACCAGUAGAACAAAUCCCAGAACCCGCGGGUAGCGGUCCUUUUUCCUGGCUUCUGGCUUGCUUGAAAUUGUCAGAGACUUCCUUAAUUCGCUAUGCCGGCGUUGAUGCUUACUUCUUUUUACGCUAUCUUUUUACCUUUACUUUCCUUUGCUUCUUGGGCUGUAUCAUGCUUUUGCCCAUUUUGCUUCCCAUCAAUGCCACCAAUGGAAAUGGCAAAAGCGGUUUCGACAUCAUAUCUUUCUCCAACGUCAAAAACCAUAAUCGGUUUUACGCCCAUGUCUUCCUUAGUUGGAUUUUCUUUGGUGCUGUCAUCUUUGUUAUUUACCGUGAACUUCGCUUUUACGUGGUUUUCCGUCACGCCAUCCAAGCUUCUCCUCUCUACGACCAAAGCAAGUCUUCUCAAUGCAUGGUUAUCAGCGAGCUUCCCAAGUUUGCUGUCGAAAACAUAGACACCGUUCGCGAGCAUUUCCCCAAUGCCUCUCGAAUUGAGUAUGUGCACAACAUCAAGAAGCUUCAAAAGCGAGUCGAAAAGCGUAGUGGUCUCGGUGACAAGUACGAAGGCACUCUCAAUGGACUCAUCAACAAGUCAGUCGCAAAGAGGAACAAGUUGAUCAAGAAGCAAAAGGAAUUGCCCACUGAACUUGAACUCACCUCCUACGUGAAGAAGCGCCCCACUCACCGCCUCACUUUUCUUAUCGGAAAGAAGGUGGAUACCAUUGAUUACUGCCGUGAUGAAAUUGCAAAAUUGAAUAAGGAAAUCGACGAACUUCAAACGCGUGCGGAAGAUCAAAAGAAGGUCGGUUCAGUCAUUCUUGAAUUCCCCACUCAAAGUGAACUUCAAAUGGCUUACCAAGCCUUCCUAUACUCUCCCAAAUUUCGUCGCUGGCGUUUGGGCCGUGUUCUUUUGAAUGUCAACCCCGAUGAGAUUAUUUGGAACAACUUGACUUUGUCUACACCAGAACGCUAUGCCCGUAGGUUUGCUGCUAACUCUGUUUUGACCGUCAUGAUUAUUUUCUGGGCCAUUCCUGUCGCCGUUGUCGGUUGUAUUUCCAACAUCAACUUUUUAACCUCCAAAGUACACUUUUUGCGUUUUAUCGACAACAUGCCUCCGAAGUUGAUGGGUAUUAUCACUGGUAUUUUGCCAACAGUUGCCUAUGCUGUUUUGAUGUCCCUUGUGCCUCCAUUCAUUAAAUUUAUGGGCAAAAUGGGAGGUGGUCUUACCAUUCAUGAAAUCGAAAGAUACUGCCAGACUUGGUUUUAUGGUUUUCAAACGGUUCAAGGUUUCUUGGUUCUAACACUGACUUCGGCAGCAAGUUCUGCUGUUAUUUCUGUGGUUGAGAAACCGCAGAGUGCCAUGAACCUUUUGGCUUCGAAUUUGCCAAGAGCAUCCAACUAUUAUAUUUCUCAAUUCUUGUUGCAAGGAUUGUCAUUCCCCGGAGGUGCGCUUGCUCAAAUUGUAGCUUUGGCAUUAUCGAAGAUUAUUGGACGCAUUUUUGACAGUACACCUCGACAGAAGUGGAGUCGCUGGAUCGGUUUAUCACAACCUAGCUGGGGUGUAUUGUAUCCCACGUAUUCAUUAUUGGUGGUGAUUAUGUUGUGUUAUGCCAUCAUUGCUCCUAUCAUUAUGGGAUUUGCAUUGGUUGGAUUGACGUUGAUUUACGUGGCUUAUUUGUACAACUUUGUUUAUGUGUUUGGACACAAUGCCGACGCCAAAGGAAGAAACUAUCCGAUGGCUUUGUAUCAAACGUUUGUUGGACUUUAUCUCGCCGAAAUUUGUUUGGUUGGAUUGUAUGUUUUGAGUAAAAACUGGGGCUGUACGGUCCUGCAAGCAUUGUUCUUGGGAGGUACGGUGGCGUGCCAUGUGUACUUUAAGUAUAAGUUUUUGCCAUUGAUGGAUAUUGUGCCGUUGAGUGCGAUUGAAAGUGCCAAUGAGCGUCCAGAAAUAAGAUACCCCAAGGAUUUGGGUAUAUCAGAAGCAAAAGCUACUGGUAGAAUGUAUCCAUCGAAUGUGGAAGACGGGGAACCCACGGAUCCUUUGGACGAAAGAAGUGGAAAUGAAAAUGGCAGUGAGGCAUGGCAGGUUUCGUCGAAUAUGGGUGAUUUGGAAAAGAAGGAUGAAAAGGCAAUUGAAUCGAUGAGUGAAGGCACGUACCCCACACAAACCAAGGAGUCGACGAUGAAGACGCCUGAAGGGAAUAAUGAGAGUGGAUCGAUGCAAGAACGAUCGAACUUUGCGGUAAGCUACCUCUCAUCAGCCUUCCGAAAGGAUACGAUUAUGCCUACGUUUGAUCGGAUUUUACAAAUCCUGCCUACAUUUUAUGGCAUUGGACCUGGUAAUCAAGGAUCCGUGAAGUAUGAAGACCCAGCAUUGAAGUCGACACCACCUUCGAUUUGGAUUGGAGAAGAUCCUAUAGGAUUGUCCAAGCUUGCGAUUGAAGAUGCCGAAGGCAAGGUGGACGUGUUUGAUUACCAUACAGAGUUUGAUGAGGAGGGCAAAGUGCACUACACGGGGCCACCACCCAAGUAUGAAGAUGCUAUUUCAGGAUAA